AUGGCGGAAGAAGAUAGAGUUGACAUCUCCGAGGAAGUCAACCCGCCGGCUCCGGCCCUUUCUCAACCACCUCCAACACACGCUCCGCCGCCUCCAACUCUUGCAGGCAUGCUCCCGACGUACUCGGGCGCCCCUCUGGUGCAUCUCCAGCCCCCGACGUCUUCAGGAGCACCCCUUGCACGGACCUCACAGACGUCCUCCGCCUCCGACGACCAAACCCGCAUCGCGACACUCGAGGGCACGGUCAACCAAAUGGCCACCAACAUGGCAGAGCUGCUCGCCCUACUUAGGAGACCAAACCGUGCAUCCUCGAGCUCCACGCCUCCGCCGGGACAAGGACCAACAGUCGACCCGACUCCUUGGGUCCCGCCGACUCAGGCCCCGGAGAACAUGGAGGUGCCCGCGCCACCAACACUGCAUACGUCCAUGGCUCACCCUUUCACCAGCCCAUAUCCGCCACCACCGGCCCCCACGGCCGUCCCUCUCCCACCGGCAACGUUCCUGUCCUCGGAGCAGGUCCUGUCCGCGCCUCCUCCUAUCUCUAUACCGAUCCCAGCCACGGCCUAUACAGCGCCUCCACUAAUGGUUUUCCAGUGCGUCCGCUCCGACUCAUCUUCAAGCCACGGAGCUUCCUCCAUACCCGUCUCUACAACCCCACGUCGGCCUCUCUUACCAGGCACCGCCCCCUAUAAACACCACCUUCCAUGA
This is a messenger RNA of Punica granatum (pomegranate), 708 nucleotides long. The record is from RefSeq and is a predicted model, not a curated record. Lineage: Eukaryota; Viridiplantae; Streptophyta; Magnoliopsida; Myrtales; Lythraceae.